Molecule: messenger RNA, 1384 nt
Organism: Chinchilla lanigera (long-tailed chinchilla)
Lineage: Eukaryota; Metazoa; Chordata; Mammalia; Rodentia; Chinchillidae
Product: heat shock transcription factor, Y-linked-like
Exons: 1
Coding region: 57-1280 (407 amino acids)
Biological process (GO): regulation of DNA-templated transcription
Molecular function (GO): DNA-binding transcription factor activity; sequence-specific DNA binding
Source: RefSeq, a predicted model, not a curated record
GGUCGGUUUAACUGUGGGCCUACUGAAACAGUAUUUGAAGCUCAGUGCUCAAAAGCAUGCAGGUGAGAAGAGAUACUGAGGAAAAAAUUGAUACGGCAGAGACUUCUGCAGGAAUUCAAGAUGCUUCUUUUAAAGAUGAAUCCACUGGUUCAGAAACUUGUAUUACAUCUUCUGUAUGUGAUUACACAUUCACUGAAGACUUGGACUUAAGGUCCCUGAUUGAGGAAGAAGCUUUUAAAGUUUUGUCUCAGGGACUCUUUGUAAAAAGACCAAAGUAUGCAUUCAAUAUCUCUGAACCAGAUGAAGAUAGUGACUUUCUUUCUCUAAAUUUUCCCCGGAAACUGUGGAAAUUAGUUGAAAGUGAAAAAUUUAAGUCUAUUGGGUGGGAUGAGGCUGGUACAUCAAUAGUCAUUAACGAAGAACUUUUUAUAAAGGAAGUUUUGGAAAGGAAGAGCCCUUGCAGAAUAUUUGAAACUACUAGUAUGCAAAGUUUAGUUAGACAGCUUAACCUUUAUGGCUUCAGUAAACUGAAACAGACAUUUCAAAGAUCUGCUUCUCUUGCUGACUUCCUGGCAGAAGAAAAUGAAGCCUCUGUUUUAAACAAGUUACAGUUCUAUCGACAUCCAAAUUUUAAACGAGGAUAUCCACAACUCUUAGUAAGAAUGAAAAGAAGAGUCAGGAUUAAAAAGGCUUGUCCAGUAUCUCGUGCACUAGUUCCCAGUUUCAGUAAGAGGAAUCAUCGAGCAGAGGAUAACCUGGGUGAUCUAAAUUCGGGAUUACUUGCUGAAAGUAGUGAAAAGAGCUUAUUUUCGUCCUCUCCAAACUUAACAAACCGGUCGACCUGCCGGAGAAUUGCCAAUACAACUGACCAACGAAGAAGUGAUUUAUCUUCACUAUCAUUGACGUCAUGUAGAUCAUCAGAACUAACUGUAAUAAAUCAGCAUGCUGUUUUGCAUCCACUCCGUACCAUGCAUAUGCUCUCAAAUGACAGCUACACUCAAGCAACUGAUUCAACUGUCAACUUCGUUACAACAGCUACUUCUCAAUAUCAUAUCAUGUCUCCUCUCCAGAACAAUUAUGUUGGUGUGGUGAGGCAACCCUCUAUGUUCCUGAAUGUAUAUCCUGCUUUCUCAUCCAGUGAGGCUCCUGUCUAUAAUGUGACGCCAACAGGUAACCCACGGUUUUCAAUGCCUGUGGCAACUGAUGCAUCUGGCACCUUGCUUGCAAGGUCAGUCCAUCAGCCCUCUGCAGUGUACCAACAUCAUCCUAAUUACAACUGAUCUAACAAAGAAGAACCAGAUUUUGCAGGAAAACAGGAACAAAAUAUAUGGGGGGAAAUACCUAAAGUCUGUUCUCUUACUCGAGCAAUAAAACUCCAUACUAA